AUUCUUUAAUUAAUUUCAUUUUCAUGUAACAUAUUUUAUUGCAUUUGUUCUUCUUCAUGUAACAUUUAACAAAACUAAAUUUAUUUUACAUAUAACGUAGUUUUUAUUCAACAGAUUUGUGCUAUCUUAUCAUGCCUAAAGAUGUACGAUUUUUAUCUAAGAGAUGUUAUAAUCAAUUAAUUAAAAACGUAUUAGAUUCUAUCGAUGUUUUUCCUUUACAAUCAAUUGUUUCGACAUCUGGUUCAAUAAGCGAAUCAGCAUGUACUUCUGAAAAAAACAAUGUGUUACGUACUACAUGCAAUACAUUGGAUACAGAAUGCCAAGUAAAUGACGUAAUAGAAUCGCUAUCAGAAAGCGACAGAGAACAUAGUUUUGAAUUAGAAAAUGCUCUUGAUUUGACAAAUAUUGAUAAUGCUCUUGACUUGACAAAUUCUGAUAAUGUUCUUGACUUUACAAAUAUUGAUAAUACUUUUGGCAAAAAUUUAAAAGAAGAUUUCCAAACAUUAGUUGUUGAGGACAAUAUUGCUCAUAGUACUGUAAAUAAGUUACUUAAAAUUUUGAAAAAACAUGGUCAUUCUGAUUUAUCUACUGAUGUUCGGGUUUUAAUGGGAUCACCGCGAAAUGCAUCCAUAAAUAUAACAUUUUUAGACAAAGGUCAUUAUGUACAUUUUGGCAUUUCAUCUGGUCUCCAGCGAAGCAUAAACAUGUAUUCUGCAUUUAUAAAAAGUAAUCAUUUAAAAUUAAAUAUUAAUAUAGAUGGUUUACUUAUUUCCAAAAGUUCCGGUAGUCAAUUUUGGCCUAUUUUGACGUCUAUUGAAGGCAUACAUGUUUAUACAUCACCAUUUAUAAUUGGUAUAUAUCAUGGUAUGUCGUAACCGAAUGAUGCAAACAAAUUUUUAGCUGAUUUUGUGAACGAAUUUGUCUUUCUUUCUCAAUGUGGUUUACUUGUUUCUAAUAAGAGAUAUACUGUUAGUAUUAACGCAAUAGUAUGUGAUGCACCAGCCAAAUCAUUUAUAACAUGUACGAAAAGGCAUACUGGAUAUUUUUCAUGUUCAAAAUAUACACAAGAGGGUGAUUUCAGAUGUAAUAGAGUAGUUUAUCCUGAAACUCGUUGCACUUUACGUUCAAAUAAUACAUUCAAAAAUCGAGCUCAACCCGAGCAUCAUACUGGUAAUUCUAUACUAGAGAAGAUUUCCAUUGGUAUGGUAUCGCAAAUUCCGUUAGACUACAUGCAUCUUGUUUGUUUAGGUGUUGUGAAACGAUUGCUACAGUGGGUUAGAGGUAGUAAAAAUAUCAGAUUAUCAGCAGAAAAUAUCAAGAAAGUUUCCGAUCAUUUAAUUGCAAUCAAGUCCUGCAUACCAUCAGAAUUCGCAAGAAAACCUAGAAGUUUAUAUGAUAUCGAUAGAUGAAAGGUUACCGAAUUUCGCCAAUUUUUGCUCUAUACUAGCAUUAUCGUUAUGAAAUCAGUAUUAGCACCUACGUUUUAUAAUCAUUUUCUUUCUUUGAGUAUUGCAAUAAGAAUAUUAAUUGAUCCACAAUUAUGUAUAAUAUUUAACGAUUAUGCACAUUCAUUAUUAUUGUGGUUUGUGUCAAACUAUGGUACUAUUUAUGGUGAUGAAUAUGUUUCACACAACGUACAUAAUUUACUCCAUCUUUCGAAAGAUGUCAAAACGUUUGGUUGUUUAGAAAACUUUAGUUGUUUUAAAUUUGAAAAUUAUAUGCAGAAAAUAAAAAAAAAUUACAUAAUUCUAGAAAGCCAUUGCAGGAAUUGUCUAAUUGCGUAUUCGAAGAAUUACUAAUUCCAAUUCAACCGUGUCGUGUGGAACAGCAUCCGAUCGUUAUUUACAAACCAAAAUCGAUGAACAAUAUAUCUUGUGUGCAAUUUAAAAACUUCAAAAUUUCUACUAAUGACAUAGACAAUUGCGUUUUGUUUCAUGAUGGAUCUAUAGUAUUUAUAUCAGAUAUAUUUGAAAAUAAUGACGUAUUACUUAUUCGAGCACGACGUUUUUUAAAUCCAAAAUCUGUAUUUAGUAUUCCAUUCGCUUCGGAAAAACUUGGCAUAUUAGUAAUAUCAAUGAAUACUUCGGAUAUUAUUCAAGUUCCAAUAACAUAAAUACAAAAAAAAAAUGUUUAAAAAUAAAAAGCAAUAUCGACGCUGAUUCGUAUUUUGUAAUUCCUCUUCAAUUUUGUAAUAAUUAAAUCAAAUAUGUAACAAUUGACUUUAACAUAUUUACGUACAUAUGUUUCUGAGUAUACAAUCGUUUUUAAGAUGAAUAAUGUACAUUUUUUAGAAGGACAACAAAUCUUUAUAUGAUUUGUUAUACAUACAAAAUGACUUCUUGUUCACAAAAUAAUGAAUACGCAGUGGUCCGUUUUUUAUCGGACUGUACAUACUCAGAAGUGCCAAAAAAAUGGCUUAUUAAAAAUGUCGACAGUUUUAUGUGCUGGUGGCCACCACAAAAUUCAAACACUGCAACGUUAAUCGCUAAUUGCGUAAAUCCUAAUUACGACUUGUGGAAUAAAUAUGAAGUAGAGGUAGUAAAAUAUUGUUCUUCUCUUGAAUCGGCGCGAAAAAACGCUGCAGACGAACUGUACCACACGAGAGAUGAGGAACGAUUUGGCCGAGGCAAAAGGCAGCACGUUCCUUAUCAACCAUAUACAACAACAUCCGACGAAGACUGUGAAAAGCAAAAAGAAUACGAGAGUGCUGCAAGAAACAAAAAAAAACGAUUGCAAUCAAAUUCUAUUAUGUCGAAAAUACCAUCAUGUCCAGACAAUUUUGGAUCAAUUGUACAAGAUGGUACUGGCAAAAGUACACCUACAGAAUUAACUCCAAAAGAAGUAGAUCCACUGAUUAUUCGUGAAUGUUUACCAGACAUGCAAGAUCUGAACAAGAAUUCAAUAUACCUAUAAUAAUAGAAGACUCUGUUUCUCAACUUACGCCUGUCAACUUAAAGGAAAGCCUGGGUUUAAAAGAAACUCUUAAAGAUAUAAAACGCAUGGUAGCGGGAUGCAGCGUGAUAUUAAGAGAUAAUAACGAACGGUUAAAAAAACUGGAGGAUG
Solenopsis invicta (red fire ant) is the source of this 3063-nucleotide messenger RNA. RefSeq lists its product as uncharacterized. The record is from RefSeq and is a predicted model, not a curated record. Bases 2311 to 2913 code for a protein of 200 amino acids. Lineage: Eukaryota; Metazoa; Arthropoda; Insecta; Hymenoptera; Formicidae. The transcript is spliced from 7 exons.